Molecule: messenger RNA, 420 nt
Organism: Cladocopium goreaui
Lineage: Eukaryota; Dinophyceae; Suessiales; Symbiodiniaceae
Source: the annotation of a GenBank genome assembly
AUGUCAAUGGCGCAUGAUUGGCAUUUGCAGCCAGCUGUGAAACUUUUGUUUCUCUCACAGCUGGCACAGCAACUUGCUGAGCAGCUGGAUUGCGAAAGGGGCUGUUGCCAGCCACCAGUUUUUGAGGCCACCGCGCCUCUGUGUUCAAUGCCUCGACCAAUGUUUGAAAGAGACCUUUGGCCAGUGGCUUCCACAGAGGAGGAGUCCGAGAAGGACAAGAACAGGCGACUCUCAUUGGGUACGACGACUACGGGGGUGCCCGAAGAGGAUGAUGUGCUUUCCGAGUUUGAUGUGGGGGAGGAUAUCAAUAACGUUGAUGAUCAUCCGGACGGAGACGGUGGCGUUGCACAGGCCAUUUGCAGUGAAUUCAAGGAUCCAGUGUGUCGACUGUUGACUCUUCUGAAAUUGUUGCACGUUUGA